UCGCUCCUUCCCCGCCAGUGAAAAUGAAGAGUUUAUGUAUUUUCCUUGCGGUCCUGUUCAUUCCAUGGAGUUUUGCAUGGGCAAAGUAUGAUGAAUUUGAGGAUGGAGAUGAUAUUAUGGAGUAUGAUGAUAAUGACUUUGCUGAAUUUGAAGAUGUUUCUGAAGAUGCAAUCACAGAGUCUCCUCAGAGGAUCAUCACUACAGAAGAUGAUGAAGAAGAAGCCACUGUAGAACUUGAAGGCCAGGAUGAGAAUCAGGAGGACUUUGAUGAUGCAGAUGCACAGGAAGGAGAUACUGAGAGUGAGCCAUACGAUGAUGAGGAAUUUGAAGGUUAUGAAGAGAAACCAGAUGCAUCUCCUAGCAAGAGUAAAGACCCCAUAACGAUAGUUAAUGUCCCUGCUCACCUUCAAAACAGUUGGGAGAGUUAUUACAUGGAGAUUCUGAUGGUAACAGGUCUUCUUGCUUACAUCAUGAAUUACAUCAUUGGGAAGAACAAGAAUAAUCGUCUGGCUCAGGCAUGGUUUAAUACUCACAGGGAGCUGCUAGAAAGCAACUUUGCUCUUGUUGGGGAUGAUGGCACUAAUAAAGAAGCAACAAGCACUGGGAAACUAAAUCAAGAAAAUGAACACAUAUAUAACUUAUGGUGCUCUGGCAGGGUGUGCUGCGAAGGAAUGCUUAUCCAGCUAAAGUUUCUCAAGAGACAAGACCUACUGAAUGUCCUUGCUCGCAUGAUGAGGCCAGCUUGUGACCAAGUGCAAAUAAAAGUAACAAUGAAUGAUGAAGAUAUGGACACCUAUGUGUUUGCUGUUGGAACAAGAAAAGCACUGGUGCGACUUCAGAAAGAGAUGCAGGACCUGAGUGAGUUCUGCAGUGAUAAACCCAAGUCUGGUGCAAAAUACGGGCUUCCAGAUUCGCUGGCCAUCCUGUCAGAGAUGGGAGAGGUCACAGAGGGAAUGAUGGACGCAAAGAUGGUACAUUUCCUCACACACUACGCUGACAAGAUUGAGUCCGUCCAAUUCUCGGACCAGUUCUCCGGUCCAAAACUUAUGCAAGAGGAGGGUCAGCUUACAAAACUGCCCGAAACUAAAAAGACACUUCUGUUUACAUUUAAUGUGCCUGGUUCAGGCAACACUUCCCCAAAGGAUAUGGAGUCUUUGCUGCCUCUGAUGAGCAUGGUUAUUUACUCUAUUGACAAAGCAAAAAAGUUCCGUCUGAACAGAGAGGGUAAACAAAAAGCUGAUAAGAACAGAGCUCGAGUGGAAGAGAACUUCCUUAAACUGACUCACGUUCAAAGACAGGAGGCCGCCCAGUCUCGGCGAGAGGAGAAAAAGCGGGCGGAAAAGGAGCGAAUCAUGAAUGAGGAGGAUCCAGAAAAACAGCGUCGGUUGGAGGAAGCCGCUUUGCGGCGUGAGCAGAAGAAACUGGAGAAGAAGCAGAUGAAGAUGAAGCAAAUCAAAGUGAAAGCAAUGUGAACCCGUUAUGGGAAACCCAUCUUGGUGCCACCUGCAGAAUUUUAAUUCCCAGGAUACAACGGCGUAGUUAACUCCACAAUCUUACACUUCUUUGAACACUAGUAGCCAUUAAGAGAAAUGCUCCAUGCGUUGAUGUUGCUUUUUUGAGUAUUACAGCAACAUGCAGGUGUAUGUAGAGAGCUUUGUCUCAGCAGCUUUAUUCCAGGUGGUUGUGUGUGUUUUUUUU
This is a messenger RNA of Nothoprocta perdicaria, 1698 nucleotides long. It is a transcript of the gene CCDC47, whose product is annotated as coiled-coil domain containing 47. NCBI's taxonomy places the organism in Eukaryota, Metazoa, Chordata, Aves, Tinamiformes, Tinamidae. Gene Ontology annotation, biological process: endoplasmic reticulum calcium ion homeostasis. The record is from RefSeq and is a predicted model, not a curated record. Gene Ontology annotation, cellular component: endoplasmic reticulum. Gene Ontology annotation, molecular function: calcium ion binding. The transcript is spliced from 13 exons. The coding region runs from base 24 to 1472 and encodes 482 amino acids.